Molecule: messenger RNA, 1208 nt
Organism: Arabidopsis arenosa
Lineage: Eukaryota; Viridiplantae; Streptophyta; Magnoliopsida; Brassicales; Brassicaceae
Source: the annotation of a GenBank genome assembly
AUAAGAAGAAACUGUAAGAAGAAUUUGAAGCAACAAAAAAAAAAAAAAAAACUAACUAAAGAAACAAAAUGGAAAAAGUUUUCUCCGACGAAGAAAUCUCCGGUAACCAUCAUUGGUCGGUUAAUGGAACGACGGCGAUGAAUCGUAGUGCCUCCGAAUGGGCAUUCCAACGUUUCAUACAAGAAUCUUCCGCCGCCACGGACGACGGAGAAUCUACGACGGCGUGUGGUGUUUCCGUCUCUUCUCCUCCGAAUGUUCCUGUUGAUUCAGAUGAAUACAGAGCAUUUCUGAAGAGUAAACUUAAUCUUGCUUGUGCUGCUGUCGCCAUGAAAAGGGGAUGUUUCAUCAAACCUCAGGAUACUUCUGGUAGAUCUGACAAUGGUGGAGCCACUGCAUCAGAACAAGGCUCUCUAGCUUCUUCUAAAGCUACACCAAUGAUGAGCAGUGCGAUAACAAGUGGAUCUGAGCUCUCUGGUGAUGAAGAAGAAGCUGAUGGUGAAACUAAUAUGAACCCUACUAAUGUUAAACGCGUGAAAAGGAUGCUCUCUAACAGAGAAUCAGCUAGACGGUCCAGAAGAAGAAAGCAAGCACACUUGAGUGAGCUAGAGACACAAGUUUCACAGCUGCGUGUAGAGAAUUCAAAGCUCAUGAAGGGUCUCACUGAUGUAACUCAGACAUUCAAUGAGGCAUCUGUAGAAAACAGAGUUUUGAAAGCCAAUAUCGAGACUUUACGAGCAAAGGUGAAAAUGGCUGAAGAGACUGUGAAGAGACUCACUGGCUUUAACCCAAUGUUCCACACUAUGCCUCAGAUUGUUUCAACUGUCUCUCUUCCUUCAGAGACUUCAAAUUCUCUAGACACCACAAGCAGCCAAGUUACCGCGCCAGAGAUCAUCAGCUCGGGGAACAAAAGCAAGGCCUUGAUUGGGUGCAAGAUGAACAGAACAGCUUCGAUGCGGAGAGUUGAGAGCUUGGAACAUCUGCAGAAACGUAUUCGAAGCGUUGGGGAUCAGUAGCUGCUAAAGAAGAAUCUUGAUUUGUAACAUUAUCAAGAGAGAUGUUAAGACAAAUGUUGUAUGUUUUUGUAAAGAACUGUUUUCAGAUUAUUUAACUUUUUUUUUGUCUUUGUCUUAACCCAUUUCUUCGUUUGAUUGUUUGUGUUGAACUUCUAAUUCUCAUUCAUCUCCUACGCUUGCAAGUUUUUACUUUGU